AAGCACGCGUUCCCCACCUCGCUCCCCCGCAUGUCCAACGCCGGCGACCCCGCCGGUGCGGCGGCGGCGGCGGCUACCCCGUCCGGGCGCGCCCCGAGGCUGCCGCGGUGGACGCGGCAGGAGAUACUGGUGCUCAUCGAGGGCAAGCGCGUGGUUGAGGUCCGCGGGGGCGGGCGCGGCGGGAGGGGGCGAAUCGCGGCGGCGGGGGAGGCGACGGCGCUGGAGCCCAAGUGGGCCGCGGUCGCCGAGUACUGCCGUCGCCACGGCGUCGAGAGGGGGGCCGUCCAGUGCCGGAAGCGGUGGAGCAACCUCGCCGGGGACUACAAGAAGAUCAAGGAGUGGGAGCGGGCGGCCGCGGCCUCGGCCUCGCGGGAGCCCUCCUUCUGGGCCAUGCGCAACGACGCCAGGCGGGAGCGCAGGCUCCCCGGAUUCUUCGACCGCGAGGUGUACGACAUACUCGAAGGACGGGGGCGGGGGAUCGUGGCCGGCAGCAGCUCCGGCGGUAAUGCCGCCGAGGAAGAGGAGGUGGUGCGCGAGCAGGAGGAUGGGGAGGAGGAAGAGAGGGGGGAGGAAAAGGAGGUUGCAGUGGAGGAGACCGUGUUUGACAGUGGCCGGCCCGCCGGGGAGGAGGCCCUCUUCUCGGAGGACGAAGAGGGGGAAGAUGAUGAGACGCCAAAGACGACGCAGGCACCUCCGCCGGCGGUUAUCGCCCUGCCGAUUUCCGAGAAGUCGGAAGCAUCAAGGCAACAAAGCACUGAGCAAGGCACAUCGAAAGAGAAGCAACAUGGGCAGCAAGGCUCGCCAACACAGCAGCAACAGCAGCAGAGCAGACAAAAGAGGCAGCGAACUGACAGUAAUGACGGUGAGCCCAGAGAAGAAGGCAUGGCAGACUUGCAGGGCAACAAGCUACUGGAGAUCCUAGACCGAAACAGCCGGAUGGUAGAGGCGCAGCUUGAGGCACAGAACGUGAACUCAGAGCGCGACCGGGAGCAGAGAAGAGAGCAGGCCAAUAGCCUCGCCGUCGUGCUUGGCAGGCUCGCAGAUGCUCUUGGCAGGAUCGCCGAUAAGCUCUAGUUAGCACCAGCUAGCUGAAGCUGCUUAGACAGAUAUUGGGUGUACAGAUUGGUACAGGAGGAUUACUGGGAUUUGAUUUUUUUUCUUGUACUCAGGGUGGGGGAUUGUUAUAUAAGGUUAUGAGGUUUCAGAUGAUCUGAACUAGCAGAGAUCUUAAUUGUGUAUGUGUUGUGUGCGUGGAUGGCUUUCUUAGUAUUAUUCCAUGAAAUGGAUUGGAAAUGUGUGUCUGCUUAUUGUUGAGUAAUAUUGCUUCUGUUUAGAAUAUGC
Lolium rigidum is the source of this 1341-nucleotide messenger RNA. Its product is annotated as trihelix transcription factor ASR3-like. The transcript has 3 exons. The record is from RefSeq and is a predicted model, not a curated record. Lineage: Eukaryota; Viridiplantae; Streptophyta; Magnoliopsida; Poales; Poaceae. The coding region runs from base 31 to 1074 and encodes 347 amino acids.